CAAGGGGACAUAACCGCUAAUGGCGACACGCCGAACGGCAGCUGAUGGCCGCAACGUUAAUUGCUGAAACAAACUCGAUUCUUUACGGCUUUUACCUUCCACAGAACUUCCCACCACACAUAUUACAUUUAAUUUUGCAUUAGUUUUCGCUCUGAAAUCUCAUUUGUCUUUCCAUGAUGCAUCUGUCUAUCCCUGAUACGAAAGAAUUCCAGGACAAAGACGGAGCAGGGACCUACACGGCCUUCAACAUCCACAUUAAUGGUGCUUUCCACUGCACAGUACGGUACCGGCAAUUACACCAUUUGCAUGAACAGUUAAAAAAACAGUUUGGAGCGAGUACCUUACCUCCAUUCCCACCGAAACGACUACUGUCUCUGUCUCAAGCACAAUUGGAUGAGCGGCGAAUCAGCCUGGAGCGUUACAUUCAGACGGUGAGCCAAGUCCCUGACAUAGCCUCAUGCAGUAUAUUCAACAGCUUCUUGUUAAAUGCUCAACAGGAAAGUAUGCAGCAAAUAGAAGAAUCCGUGAAUUUAGAAGUAUACCUGAUGAACGACCACAAAUUAACUGUAAAUAUUACAUCAACAGACCAAACAGAAGACGUGUUAGAGGCUGUUGCAGCUCAGAUUGAAAUUCCUGAAGAACACACUUACUAUUUUGCCCUUUAUCUCGUCAAGAGGGAAGAUGAUCACUGCUGUAUAAUUCGUAAACUUCAAGAUUUCGAAUCCCCCUACAUCUCUUUAAAAUCAUUAAACAAAGAUGGACCUCAUUGUAUUGUGCUCCGGAAAAGCUACUGGGACAUGCAGUAUGAUAACGACCUCCUCAAUAACCGAGUGACCCUGUCUUUGCUCUACACACAGGCAGUAAACGAUAUUGAACAGCAAUGGAUUAUAGCCACAAAAGACCAAUUUUUACAACUAUCAGCAUUACAGCAAAAAGGAUCAAAAAAAGAUUAUUUACAGUUUGUCCGCACCCUAAAAUACUAUGGUUACAUGCACUUCCGGCCAUGCAUAACAGAUUACCCUGAAAAGAAAACCAAUGUUUUGAUUGCUGUGGGAAAUGAAGAGUUAAAUUUCAGAAUCCAGACAGGCAAGGACCAAUACAAAGAAGGCUCUUUCAAAAUCACCCGAAUGAGAUGCUGGAGAAUCACGACAAUAUAUGCUGACAGAGAUAAUUGUAGUAAAAAGGACCUGAAGCCACAAUUGGAAAUAUCGUUUGAGUAUCAGCUAUCCAGAGAUAAGCUUCAAUGGAUUAACAUCAAAAGUGAUCAGGCAAUCCUAAUUAGCAUGUGUUUGGAAGGAAUGGUGGAUGAAUUAGUAAGAAAGAAAAAAGGGAAAAAAAUUAAAAAACCUCAAGACCGAAUGCAUUAUACAAGGGGAGAUUACUUGAACAGAGACACUACGUCACCAAUUAUUUCCAACCAAAAUAUGAGUCGAACCUUCAGUGAGCCAGCUGGAUUAUAUUUAUACUCUGAACUUUUGGAAAAUGACUACCAACAGAGCGCCAUCAACAAAGCUGUGGAUUCUGUGAAAAAGAUAUCUGACAAAUUUGCCAACGUUUCAUUCAAGGCAUCACGAGAUGGUCAAAACAUCCAAAGUGUUUUGGAAAAUAACGCAUUCGAAGAAAUAGGGGAUGACGAUCUCUGAUUCUUCACGAUUGCCUAGGCAUCAGCCGAGAUUCCAGUUUCCUAUCAUUCUAAUCUUCCUUGGUAACCCGCAAGGGUCAGCAAGUAUCAUUCCAGAGCCACCUGCUUGGGCCAGGUCAUCGAAUCGCUUAAGAAGACAUAUAGCUAUUUUUAUAAAACCUCAAAUAUAUUGAAAUGGAAAGACAAAAGAAAAAAAAAGGGACACAGAAAAGGACUUGAAUUAUUGGAACAUUGUAGGAUCGUUACAUCUUUUAAUGAUGUUCUGGGUGAUUAUGUGCAGUAGGACAGACCACAUAUGCUUUUACUAAUUUUGCUAUCCAUUUAAAACCUGACAUUUGUCAAUUCAUUUAGAAAACAUUCUCGGUUCCUUGCUUGUCGAAACAAGUUGGACUGAUCUUCUAGAGUCAGUCCAACAGGUCCAUUUUCAAAUAUAUAUAUACAUAUAUAUACAUAUAUUUCAAAAUCUUUGUGAUAUCUGAUAUACAUAUAUGUAGGUCUGAUACAUGUGUAUCUGAUCUAUAUGUAGAUCUGAGAUUAAAUUUUAAUACAUUUA
This is a messenger RNA of Octopus sinensis (East Asian common octopus), 2195 nucleotides long. RefSeq names its product sorting nexin-17. The transcript is spliced from 17 exons. Gene Ontology annotation, cellular component: early endosome. The record is from RefSeq and is a predicted model, not a curated record. Gene Ontology annotation, molecular function: phosphatidylinositol binding. The coding region runs from base 174 to 1643 and encodes 489 amino acids. Gene Ontology annotation, biological process: signal transduction; intracellular protein transport. Lineage: Eukaryota; Metazoa; Mollusca; Cephalopoda; Octopoda; Octopodidae.